This is a messenger RNA of Dicrocoelium dendriticum, 629 nucleotides long. The record is from the annotation of a GenBank genome assembly. NCBI's taxonomy places the organism in Eukaryota, Metazoa, Platyhelminthes, Trematoda, Plagiorchiida, Dicrocoeliidae.
GCUAAUUCUCGGCCAAUGUCUGCUUGGACACAAGCGAGUGCCUGUCAGUCCACAGCGAGCAACGCACAGAGAAUAUAACAUACCGUUUGGGUCAGUGUGGCUCUGUAGAAACCGUCGUGCAGAAAAAAGAACCCGUAUAAAAACGGAAGCGGAAGCAAAAAUUCAUUGUCGGUAUAAAAAGUUGAAAUAACGAGGCCGGAGAGUGCACAAAUCAUAGCUACUGUGAUACCCUGCGACGUCUAUCAAUCGGACUACUGUUAUGGGGGUGGACAAAAUGAGCAGUAAACACAGCUUCCUAUUAUUGUUCAUCUGCGCACUGCCCGCCAACGCUAGUUCCAGGAUAUCCAGGUAUUGCACCAUUACCCACAGUGUGCUGAGAAGAACAAAUACACAGGAAGCCUGUGGUGAUCAAGAUACUACUCUAGAGGCAAGCCAUCUCCCUUUGUUAUCAGACUUGUCUGGAAUAUGCAGAUUAGAUGCCCAAAAAAUCGCAGAAGCCUCGACCGAUAAAACGUACCUCAGUGCCAAUGAAAGUAAUCGAAAAAUACUCCUUAUCGGGAUGUCUACUAACUCAAGGACAGACAAAGUCCGGUAAGCUGAUAAAUUGUAACGACGUGCCGGACCCUAUA